UCUUGUAACUUCGGGUCCCUGUAGCAACGACAUGCGCAUCCCCUCCUCUCUUUCCAUCUCUGCACCCUUUUCGCGUUGCGUGUUUGUGUAUUCCAGUGUGUGAGUGUGUGUGUGUGUGUGUGUGUCUCUCUCGCGCUCUCUCGCUCUUUCCAGUCCGCGCUCCACGGCAGCAGGCGCAGAGCAAUUCCCCGCCGCUCGUUCCGUCAGUGUGUGCGUGUGUGUGUGGGUGUGUGUGUGUGUGUGUGUGUGUGUGUGUGUAGCCCCUCGAUCUUCGCGGUGUCCACUUAAAACCCGCAGCCCAACAGAAAAAAACUUUCAUGCAGAGCUUUUGAGCUUUCUCCCCCUCACCACUCACACCCCCCCCGUCCCACAGGCAGCAAUAAUGGCAGAGGGGACGACAGUGAGCCUCUUCCUGCUGUCCCUGUGGUGCAGCGCCUCGGUCACCGCGGCCGUGCAGAGAUCGGACAUAUUCCCGUACGGGACCCCGAGCGGAGACUUGACCCUGGCCGAAGGAGACGACGAAACCUCGAAGGUCCUGACGCUGCCAAGACCUCUGUACUUCUACAACACCCAGUUCAGCGAGCUUUAUGUUGCCACCAAUGGCAUCAUCUCAGCGCAGGACCUGCCCAUGGAGAAGCAGUACGUGGACGACGGCUUCCCCACGGACUUCCCCGUGGUCGCUCCGUUCCUGGCCGACCUUGACACCAGCGGCGGCCGCGGCCAGAUCUACUACCGGCUCACCGAGACGCCCAGCGUGCUGAACCGGGUGUCGCAGUGUCACUUCGGAUACGAGUUCAGCUAUGAUGGCCGCUCCUGUGUUGACGUGGACGAGUGCCGGUCGUCCCCGUGCCACGCCGACGCCGGCUGCUCCAACGGUCCCGGCUCUUUCCGCUGUCAGUGCCGUCCCGGUUUCCAUGGCGACGGCUUCCAGUGUUCCCCGCACGGUACGGGACACCCGGCCGUCCUGAGCGCCCCCAGAGCCGGUGUGAGCAGCAGCGGGACAGCGUGCAGGGCGCAUUGGAGCCCAGAGGCCCCCGGCCCGUCCUGA
Molecule: messenger RNA, 1048 nt
Organism: Gadus macrocephalus (Pacific cod)
Lineage: Eukaryota; Metazoa; Chordata; Actinopteri; Gadiformes; Gadidae
Product: nidogen-2-like
Exons: 5
Coding region: 383-1048 (221 amino acids)
Biological process (GO): cell-matrix adhesion
Cellular component (GO): basement membrane
Molecular function (GO): calcium ion binding
Source: RefSeq, a predicted model, not a curated record